Messenger RNA from Nematolebias whitei (Rio pearlfish), 732 nucleotides. Its product is annotated as gamma-glutamylaminecyclotransferase C-like. Lineage: Eukaryota; Metazoa; Chordata; Actinopteri; Cyprinodontiformes; Rivulidae. The transcript has 2 exons. The coding region runs from base 83 to 550 and encodes 155 amino acids. The record is from RefSeq and is a predicted model, not a curated record. Gene Ontology annotation, molecular function: gamma-glutamylaminecyclotransferase activity.
GCGCGAGAGGCUUACCCCGCGGCAGGUGUCUAAAAACUACCUCACAUUUGUUCUGCGCAUAGGUAAGGUGCCUUCCUUCCUUAUGGCUUACGUCUUUGUUUACGGCACCCUGAAGAAGGGGCAGCCGAACUACCACUACAUGAUGGACAGCAAUAAUGGAAAAGCCGAGUUUGUCGCCACCGCUUUCACCACCCACAAAUACCCGCUGGUGAUUGCGAGCAAGUACAACGUCCCUUACCUCCUCAACCUGCCCGGACAGGGUCACAGAAUCCACGGGGAGAUCUACAAAGUGGACAACCGGAUGCUGGAUUUCCUUGACGACUUUGAAAGCGUCCCCGCCAGAUACCAGCGGACCGUGGUGGAGCUGGAGGUGAAGGAGUCGGCGGGGAAGACAGAUGGUGACAAGAUGAUGCCGGGCAGCAUCACUGAGGUGUUUGUAUACAGCACCACAACUUACCAACCCGACUGGCCGUCAGGUCCAACCUUCGAUAGCUAUGAUGCGUAUGGAGAUCAUGGCCUCAUAUAUGUUUGCAAAGAAGACAGAGACUGAAGGGGUCAUCUCAUUUGCUGGCUUAAACAUCUUGGAGAUGUUUUCCAUGAAAGCAAACAUCGUUUAAUAGUUUCAAAAUUUUCAGUUUUUAAUUCUACUUCAUUAUUGGGUUAGUGGACAGUAUGGUUGAAUGCAUUCUUUAGUUUUAUGAAUAAUUAAAUAUAAACAAAGAUGAGAUUUAU